AAUUAUGGAAUAUGUUGAAUGAUAAAAAUUAUUUGUCAGAUCCUCUGACGAAAGAGUUCAAAGAUAAUUUGAAUAAGUAUUCAAAUUCUACAAUUGCUUCAGUCGUCGGCUUACUUCUAAAGCAUGAAGCAACACAAUUGGGACAAGCAGAAUUUGAUGUUGAAUCUUAUGACAUCGACGCAAAUGGAAAUCACAAACAUUACUAUACUGGCUAUGAAAGAUAUGAAAUGAAAUAUAAUAAAAACAACAAUCAAAUCCAAGCUGUUAGUAAAAAAUCCUUUCAUAAAAUUGCAAGGGAAAUAUCGCAUGAAAUGGAACAUGACGAUCUUGGAAAUGUGAUUAAAGCAUCUCACAAAGGCAUAAAAAAAAUAGAGUACGACAAAGUAUCAAACCGCGUGACGCGAUUUAUAAAAGAUAAUGGGAUGCAAAUAAGUUUCCGUUAUGAUGCUUUAGGUUUUCGAGUUUCAAAACGUGUCACUGAUGCAAAUGGCAAUUUUUUGCGGGAAAUACAAUACAUCAGAGAUUCCAUCGGCAGAGUCCUAUCUGAAAAGGAAAUUGUUAAUAUGGGAGACGAUAUUCCUCUUAUUGAAGUAACCACAGUUUAUGUCUACGGACCAAGAGGGAUGUUAGGAUUUUACAGGAAUGGAAAAUUCUUUGUUGUUCUGACUGAUCAUGAAGGAUCCACUAGACUGGUGGUUCAAGAUAAUAAAGUAGUAGCAGCUUAUGAUUACCUUCCAUAUGGAGGGCUAAUGAGAAAACUCGAUUCUAAGGGACUUGGAGUCCGUUAUAGGUAUACCGGACAGGAAUGGGAUGAAGAACUAGGACUUUACUUUUUUAGAGCACGAUUUUAUGACCCAGAAAUCGGACGUUUCUUCCAAGUCGAUCCACGCAAUCAAUAUCCUAGUCCCUAUAAAUUUGCAGGAAAUUCGCCAGUGUCUGUUAUUGAUCCAGAUGGCGAAUUUGCUUUUCUCUUGCCUUUUUUAGCUGUUGGUUUGGCCAUAGGUGGGGCCUACUUAGGUGGAGCUGCAGCAAAUAAAUCUUGGAAUCCACUUAAAUGGGACUGGAAAAGCACGUCAACUUGGUUGGGUAUAAUAGGUGGAGGAAUUGCUGGCGCUGUUGCUCCAUUUGCUGCAGUACAAUCUGCAGGAUUAUUGGUCAGCCUUGGUCUUUCUCAAGCUGCAGCAUGGGGUAUUGUCGCAACAACGGGAGUUGCAUUUGCGUUUGGUCAAAUUGCAUCAAGUCAAGGCAGUUGGAAUCCAGCAAAAUGGGAUUUUAAGUCUCCUGAAUUGUGGAGUUCAUUGUUUCUAGGUGCCACGUCUGGAGUUGGUAUUUUAAGUGUUACGAAGAGUUUGAAAUCAUUUGUUUUAGAUAUUAAAAAGUUUCUCACUCUAGGUGUAUUAAAAAAAUUUGCUUUUAUUGGUAAAGUAGUUAUCAAUAUUGGUUCUGGAGCUGGUAGUUUCGUGUUGAACGGUUUUGCAACAAAAUGGGACAUAAAUAAUCCAGCUUUUUGGGUUGGAUCUAUUUCCGCAGUUAUAGGAGCAUCCGGAGUACCUAAAUUUUUUAAAGACUCUAAAGAAUUUUACGCUAGAAAUUUGGUCAACUUAUACAAACAGUUAAAAAAACAAAAAAUUGUUGCAUCAUUAUUACUAGGGACAAAACUUUUUGGCGGUGUGGCCACACUAGGAGUUUCUGUGUAUUUGCAUGGGGACGCCGCAACAGAUGGAAAGUGGGAUUUUAAAGAUGUUUCCACUUACGAUGGUAUCAUUAAUGGAUUGACAUCAAGUAAUGAUUAUAUCGACGCAGGACGAAUGGCGAAACAUAUAGGACAGAUACAAUACCGGGAAUCAGUAAUUAGACAAAGUAACGAUAUUGCAAAUCAUGCUGUAGCCAUAUAUAAAGAUUUAAAUACUAAUUAUCAAACUCAUCUUACCGGAGCCGAUAUUGCAGUCUAUAAAACUGGGAAUCUCCACACGGUAGUUAUAAAAACCGAUAAUGGCCCCGAUCUCGUUAUGUGGACUGAUAAAAAGAAAUCAAACGCAGAAUUUAUCAAUUAUAACAAAAAUCAAGGAGAUUAUUCCACUAAUAUAAAGCUCAGUAAUAACGAAGCAGUUAAUAAUCUAUUGCAUAAGGCAAUAGAGACCACGCAGCUAGAUUUAAAAAGAGAAAACAUACAAAUAUUUGAUACAGAUAUAAUUCCUAAAAUAAAUGAAGCAUUGGAUGUUGAUUCCGUACUAUCUAACUAUCAAACAGAUAUAACACAAAAUAAAAUAAAAAAUUUGGAUGUACUUCGAGAGAUAAUUACAAAACAAGGAUUUGUGGAUUUAAAGAAUGUUGAAGGUGCUGUACGCUCAAGUUUUGAUAAUGCAAUUUCUUCAAACCAAAAUGAAAUAAACAAAAUGCUGCACAAUAAGAGAAGAAUCCUCGAUUCUUCAAUUGAUUUGAAGGAAAAGAAUAAAAUACUAGCUAAAAUUGAUCAACAAUUUGUAAUUUUGAAUGAUGAUUCUCCAGAAGUGACAAAUAAUAAAAUAAAUGAAGCCAAAUUCAAAAUAGAUCAUGAGUUGAAAACUUUAGAAAAUAUAAAAUAUAAAAUCAAAGAAGUUCAAAAUAAUGCUAUUGGAAAAGUACUUGAUAAGGACCAAGGCUUAGCAAAGUAUACCGAAAAUAUGGAAAGUAACUGGAUAAAAAACGAUCCUUUGCGCAGUGCAGAAGUUAAAGCCCUUAGUAGUUAUUUUGAAACUCCUCCGAAAUUUUCAAAAGUAGCAAGAAAGGGUUUUAUAGACGGUGAAAUUAUGUUGAGCUAUAAAUUGAGUGAUCAAAUGAAUCUUGUACCCAAAGCAGAAUAUAACAAAAUAAUACAAGAAAAUACUAAGAUUAAAAUAAAUGAUCUUUUAUGGUAUGAGAAGUUGGGCGAAUGGCAGAAAGAUUUUGAAGAAUAUUAUAUGUUAUAUAAACCUAAACAACAAAUACUAAUUGCAACUGAAGAAGGCAAAAAUCCAAAAAAACGUUCUAUAAUAAAUGUUUAUGACGAAGAUUUGGAUAGUUAUGAAAAACAAUCGAAAAACGCACUGAAUCAAAAUAUAAGCCGACGUUUCGGCAUAUUGUCACUUUUCCGCCGUCCUAUAAAUGCUGUGACUACUUUUGUGCAAAACCUUACCAAACCCCUUAUACAUCCAGAAUUUACUGAUACAUUUGAAGUUCCACGUCUUACUAGUAAUAAUGGUUUUGAUAGUGCAUCCAGCAAUAUUACAAGAAUAGAUAGAAGUAACUUGCAACUUAACAGCAACCUUCUUCUUCUUGAUGUCAUUGCGAGAAAACUCACAAAACAACGAUAUAUGAACCCAAGUACAGAAAUUGAUCCUUUUGAAGCCCAAUUGAUAUCGAUGAAUAUUAUUGAAAACUUUGAAAAUGUUGCUUUGGAAUUAUAUGGAAUCGAUAUUAAUGAGUUUUUAAAUGUAUCAGAGAUUCAAACAGAAAUAUACAAUGCGAUAAUGACGGAAAACUACAAGAAUGUGCCGUAUUUAUUAAUGAUGUAUUUGGAAGAGAUCAUCGUGUUAUUAGACCAGGAAAAUUUCAGUGACGAUAUUGAUAUUGCUGCCAUAGUGAAAGAUAUUUUGAAAGAUUGUAUUUGAAGAAGAUAUCAAGAUUGAAAAUGGUAACCCAAGACCUAAAAUUCAAUAUACAUAUAUAC
This is a messenger RNA of Ctenocephalides felis (cat flea), 3688 nucleotides long. RefSeq lists its product as uncharacterized. The record is from RefSeq and is a predicted model, not a curated record. Lineage: Eukaryota; Metazoa; Arthropoda; Insecta; Siphonaptera; Pulicidae. The transcript is spliced from 2 exons. The coding region runs from base 12 to 3629 and encodes 1205 amino acids.